GAGGAGCAGACAGAGUCCGAGCUGAGAGAGAGAGGAAGCACCAGCACCUCCCUGCAGGGAACAGUCUACCUCACCACAGUGUCUUGGACAGAAAACAGCAACAUGACUCUAGCAGCCUACAGAGAGAAGAUGCGAGAGCUCCCCCUGGUGUCUGUGUUCUGCUCCUGCAUCCUGCCUGCAGCCUCCGAGCGGCCGCCCGACAACAAGGAAGGCGUGGUGGAUCUGAACCUCGGCCUCAUGCGGGACAUGGAGGUGAUCGAGUUGAACAAGCGGGCGAGCGGCCAGGCCUUCGAGGUCAUCCUGAAGCCGCCGACCUUCGACGGCGGGCCGGAGCUGAGGGCGACCACGCCCCCCCGCCCGACCACGCCCCCCCGCCGCACGCCCUCGCUGGAGGAGAUCCAGAAGAAACUGGAGGCAGCACACGAGAGGAGGAAGUGUCAGGAGGCGGAGCUUCUGAAGCACCUGGCGGAGAAGCGGGAGCACGAGCGCGAGGUGGUCCAGAAGGCCCUGGACGAGCACAACAACUUUGUGCGGCUGGCGAGGGAGCGCCUGGAGCUCCGCAUGGAGGCCAACCGCGAGAAGAGGCAGGCGCACCUCGCCGCCAUGCUGGAGCGCCUGCAGGACAAGGACAAGCACAGCGUGGAGGUGUCAUGAUGGCCUGAUCACAACACGAGCUGAACUUCAUCUGGAAGCCAUUUUGGAUCCGACUGCGGAGCGGCCUGAGCCGCCGGUCGCCGGUCGCCACAAACUGUAAACAGGAAGUGAAGAAGAAGAGGAGCAGGAGGACUGUCCGGUUCUGCUGCGCUUUGUUGCCAUGCCAACUGCCAACAGUGCCACUGUGUGUGUGUGUGUGUGUGUGUGUGUUGGACUGCUCUUGGGGACACACUGCAGACUUCAGACCCGUUGAUUUGACGGCUUCGUGUCCUGGGACGGGACAGGCAGGUCUCUGGGGUUAGGGUUAUGUGUGUAUGUGUGUGUGUGUGUGUGUGUGUGUGUGUGUGGAUAUCUGUAUAUUUCUCACUGCAGGCAGCAUUACAAUAUCACUGUAAACCAGUCAGGGUGUGGUGAUGAUGAUGAUGAUGAUGAUGAUGAUGAUGAUGAUGUACAGAAAUCACAUUAUAUUUUAAAU
Myripristis murdjan (pinecone soldierfish) is the source of this 1129-nucleotide messenger RNA. RefSeq names its product stathmin-like 4, like (gene stmn4l). The transcript is spliced from 7 exons. Gene Ontology annotation, cellular component: cytoplasm; neuron projection. Gene Ontology annotation, biological process: neuron projection development; microtubule depolymerization; regulation of microtubule polymerization or depolymerization. Lineage: Eukaryota; Metazoa; Chordata; Actinopteri; Holocentriformes; Holocentridae. Gene Ontology annotation, molecular function: tubulin binding. The record is from RefSeq and is a predicted model, not a curated record. Bases 103 to 654 code for a protein of 183 amino acids.